CUGUGUUCAAGCCAUCCGCACUUUUUCCAGUCUGCGGAGCCUGAGCCAGCUCCAGCUGCAGCAGAUGAUCCGUUUGGAGAUGCUCCCGUUGAUCUGCCAGAGACUGCAUUUUGCGAUCGGCUGGACGACAAGUCUGUCCCGCGAUCUCGGAAUGGUUUUGGUCACCGAGGAGGAUUUCGUGGUAGAGGUGGCGGUCCUCGUGGUCAGUUUCGUGGUGGACAUCGAGGGAAUUUGCGGGGAAGGGGUGGAGCAGCUACCAACAAUCUGAAGCGGUCAUGGACUGGCAAACCGGUUGAAAGUCCAACUGGUCUUCUCCUGGACUCCUAUUCGCUCGAAACGCUUAUGGCGACUGAGUUCGCUUCUGACAUCUCGAUAGAGGAGCUUGGAGAUGAGAUGGCAAGAGCUAUGGGCGAGCGUGAUCCAAGAACUGUCAAAAGUAUUGUACAGGCUUGUGGAAUGGAAAAAGCACUUGCACUUUUUGAAGAAACUCGCAAUGUAGAAUCUCAUGGUGGAAUGAUGGUAUCAUUUUCAACAAAAUUGACAAUGCGGUAA
Molecule: messenger RNA, 552 nt
Organism: Cylicostephanus goldi
Lineage: Eukaryota; Metazoa; Nematoda; Chromadorea; Rhabditida; Strongylidae
Source: the annotation of a GenBank genome assembly